ACGUCAAAAAUGGUACCAAAUAUACCAGAUCGUGUUUCUAUUUUAUUAAAUUAAAAUGCUGUAAAUAAUAUAAGAUAUACAAAAAGUGUCGUAACAAAUGAAGAAACUUAUUCAGCUAUAGUAUCAAAUAAUAGUUUCUUACUUUCUAGUCAGAAAUGGUAUUUAAUAGUUCAUUUUACGAUUUUGAAUUUUUCUACAGCAUUUAUAUUAAAUUUGUGGCUGAGACUUGGUUGUAUUUUCGAAAUUUUGCGUUAUACAUAAGCUUAUGGGUGGUGGGGUACUUGAUAGUGUGUUGUGUGGUGUACCGGCGGUAUGCGAGGCGCCUGCCGACGAGAGCGCGUGGCGCCCUACGAGCGAAGAGAGUGCUCAUAGUAAUAGCGCACCCUGACGAUGAAUGCAUGUUUUUUGGGCCCACUAUAUUCAGAUUAUGUGAACAGGGUGUUGAUGUCUACCUGCUUUGUUUAUCUCAUGGCAAUUAUGAUGGUAAAGGCAAUAUACGUCGGAAAGAACUGUGGAGUGCAUGUCUUGAGCUGGGUGUGCCGGAACAAAAUAUUGAUCUGAUCAAUGACACAAGACUUCCAGACAAUCCUAAGGCACAGUGGCCUGCGCCAGUUAUAGCUAAAUUGAUUCAGCACAAAUUGGAAGCACUAGAUAUAGACACCCUCCUUACGUUUGACCGUGGCGGAGUGUCUUCACAUCCAAACCAUUCAGCCAUUUUCUAUGCUGUUGCGUAUAUGUUUGUUGAAAAAAUUAUGCCUAAGAGGUGCAUUGUAUACACAUUAGAUUCUGUAAAUAUAAUGAGAAAGUAUUUUGGGUUUCUAGACCUCCCGCUUAGCUUUGUACUGUCUUCCAAAAGGUACUUCCUUCGCUGGACUGAGAGCAGGCGGGUGGUGCGCGCUAUGAAACGCCACCGGUCGCAGAUGGUCUGGUUCCGGUAUCUUUACGUCGCGUUCUCCCGGUAUAUGGUGAUCAACACGCUUAGACGCAUCAGCCUAGCUGACAUUGAGCUUGAACUCGAAGUUGAUGAUUGAACCUAUCAGCUAUAUUAUUAUAUCUUUGCCAGUAUUUAGUUUCGCCUGCUCUUAGCCUGCCACCAAGCCCUGUAGCAGCCAUUAAAAAAUUCAAAAACCAUGAAACUAAGGAGUAAAUUAUUUUUAGCUUGCAGCUUACAUUGUUCCAUGAUCUUCUAAGUAAGAGUAUUUUUUUUAAACUAUUUCUAAUAAUGGAACUUAUCGGUCGGGGAACGACUCGUGCUAAACAUUUUAUCCUGUUUUUAGGAGUCCCUUUUAUUAAAUAUCAAAUACAUGAGGUUUCUAAAGUGCCAUAAGUCUCCAGUGAUAAAUAAAAACAGCAGUGUCUUUACAUUGCACUACACUGUAAACAUUUUAUACAGAUUCUUAAUAGAUUUUGUACUAUCACUUUGAUAUGUUUGUAUUCAGAUUUUUUAUUGACAAAAACAAUUCCAUCUAUUGGAGAUAAGUAUCAGUAAACCAUUAGAAUUUCUAUGAAACCUGUGCAAAUCACAAAUUAGAUUGUGUAGAAAUUCCUAUGUGAUUGGUGUAAAUUCGAAUAUGACUGGUGAU
Ostrinia nubilalis (European corn borer) is the source of this 1583-nucleotide messenger RNA. RefSeq names its product N-acetylglucosaminyl-phosphatidylinositol de-N-acetylase (gene PIG-L). The transcript has 4 exons. Gene Ontology annotation, biological process: GPI anchor biosynthetic process. Gene Ontology annotation, cellular component: endoplasmic reticulum. The record is from RefSeq and is a predicted model, not a curated record. Gene Ontology annotation, molecular function: N-acetylglucosaminylphosphatidylinositol deacetylase activity. The coding region runs from base 156 to 1031 and encodes 291 amino acids. NCBI's taxonomy places the organism in Eukaryota, Metazoa, Arthropoda, Insecta, Lepidoptera, Crambidae.